CGGAAACAAAAAGUCGAAACACCAUUAAAUGGAGGAAUUUAAAGAAAAGUUCUGCAUAUUUUGCCUUAACACCAUGAAAAAUACACAUUUUGAAGCAAUAGAAAAAGAUACAAUUCAAAUGUUAGAAGUUCUUCUGAAACGUGAUUUGGAUCGUGAAAGCAAAUAUUUAAUGUGCAGUGCAUGUUCUUUAAAGUUACUUGCAGCAUUCAAGUUUAAACUAACAACUGUCUACAUAGAUAACACCAUUAGAUCGUAUGCUGAUUCACAAAAUAUGUUACCGGUUGAUUUAAGAGAUAUAUAUGUUAAGGAGAAAGGAAAUAGGCAUUUAUCAAGCGCAUUUAGUGAUCACAAAGUGUGUCGAUUAUGUAUGCAGCUGGUGAGGGACGAAUUUGCCUCGUUUCAUCAAAUUGAAUCGGAUUUAAUUCACUCGUACAUUCCUGAACUUGAUUUUGGUGUCACGGAAGAUCCCAUCAUCUGCAAGUUAUGUUUGGAUUCUCUGACCGCCCACACCAGUUUUAUCAAGAAUUGUUUGGACUCCAUGGAAAAACGUAACAGUACCGGUGGUAAUAACGACCAGGAUAUUAAACCAAACGUAUUAUUAUUAGAUUCAUAUGUUAAAACUGAGGAGAUCGAACUAGAAUAUAAAGAUAAGGCUUUAACGAAAGCUGUCGAAAUUGGAAUAGAAACUGAAACAGACAUACAGGAAAAGUCGAUAAAGUGUGAGGAAAUGGAAUCUGAAGAAAGUAGCGAAGACAGCCCCCAGUCAGGACACCAUCAACAAACAUUAAGCGACACUACUGUAACUGAAUGUAAUACUAAAAAUGACCAUUUAACGGAAAAUAUCAUAGGGUACAAAUGUUGUAUCUGCGAGUACCAGUGCAGUCUCAGAAAAGACAUGGAAGUGCAUGUUUCGAUACACAAAAACCCUCGCGACUUGUACAAAUGUAACUCCUGCAGUUACACAUCAGACAGCAUCCAAAAUGUCGAACGACACAUCCUCGUGCACAAAGACCCGUCCGAAAUACAAACGUGUAUAUGCAGGUUAUGCAAAGACAGACCAAAACCGAAGAAAAAAGAAAGACGCCCUCCGGAAAAGAAAGAAUUCAAGUGCAAUUUGUGCGGGUUCGUGGCGAAACGCAGGUACCCCUUCGAGAUGCACGAAUGGUCGCACCGCGACCCCUCUCAGAGGCCGUUUCAAUGCGACCUGUGUGAAUACAGAGCCAAAAGCCAGUCCGAUGUUAAAAAGCACAGACUUAAACACAUAGACCGCAGGGAGCUCGAUAUGUUCAAGUGUACUUCUUGCGAUUUCGAGGCUAGAAUCAAAAGCGACCUUAAGAAGCACAUCAGCAGGCGACACACUUCGGAACACAAGACUUACAAGUGUUACCUGUGUGAGUUCGAGACGAAAUAUAAGUACAACCUGGAGAUUCACGUCUUUAACCACAAGGAUGUUGCUGAAAGUCGCAGGUUUAUGUGCGACGUGUGCGGGCAUAAGUUGAAGACCAAAAGGAGUCUUCAGAUUCAUCAGUUGAAGCACACGAAACCGACAGAUUUACAGAUGUUCGUUUGUGGUUACUGUCAGUACCAGGCCAAGUAUAGGGAGAGGCUCGCGGCGCACAUUAAGAUGUGUCCUGCAAAAAAGGUUCAGGAAACACAUGCGAGAUAAAAAUGUACGGGUCACUAAGCGGAUGUAUCGACUGUAUGGUGGUGAUACACAAGAUUUAAGAAAAAAUGGCAGUCAUUUUUUGUAAUGUUAAAUAUCAAAAUAAUAAUAACAAUAGUAAUAAUUUGAGUAAAAAAUUUAAUUAUUACAUUAAUUAGACUGUUGUUUCCAGAGUAUUCCAAAGCUUUUCCCAAGGUAUUUUUCCCGAAAAAUAUCUUUAGUAGGCAAAAACAAACUAAAGCAUCUU
Messenger RNA from Anoplophora glabripennis (Asian longhorned beetle), 1910 nucleotides. Its product is annotated as zinc finger protein 311-like. Gene Ontology annotation, cellular component: nucleus. Lineage: Eukaryota; Metazoa; Arthropoda; Insecta; Coleoptera; Cerambycidae. Gene Ontology annotation, molecular function: zinc ion binding; DNA-binding transcription factor activity, RNA polymerase II-specific; RNA polymerase II transcription regulatory region sequence-specific DNA binding. Bases 29 to 1666 code for a protein of 545 amino acids. Gene Ontology annotation, biological process: regulation of transcription by RNA polymerase II. The transcript is spliced from 4 exons. The record is from RefSeq and is a predicted model, not a curated record.